AUGGGUCUGGGCCUCCUGAGCGUCGUGGUGUUGUUCAUGGGGAGCCCUCUCAUGUACUCGGAGUACCACUCACUCUCGGAGAAGAGUAGGCUUGAUUGUGGAAUAGCACCGCUGAUGGAUAUGUUGAAAGGGCCUCGGAUUAUAGGGGGGACGGAAGCUCAGGUUGGUGCAUGGCCAUGGAUAGUGAGCCUACAAAUUCAGUCUGGCAGUAUUCUUGCUCAUAUAUGCGGGGGAAGCUUAGUGAAGGAGAGGUGGGUCAUCACAGCUGCCCACUGCAUUAAAGACUCUAGAAAUCCUUUUAUGUGGAGAGCUGUGAUUGGAACUAAUAAUAUUUAUAUGAACUAUCCAUACACUAAGAAGAUAAAAAUUAAGGCAAUCAUAGUCCAUCCAGACUUCGAUUUGGAAUCUUAUGUAAAUGAUAUUGCACUUUUUCGUUUAAAAAAAGCAGUGAGGUAUAAUGACUAUAUUCGACCUAUUUGUUUGCCUUUUGAUGUUUUCCAAAACCUGAACCAAAACACAAAAUGUUUCAUAAGUGGCUGGGGAAGAACCCAAGAAGAAGGUAAUGGUACAGAUACCUUACAGGACGCAGAAGUGCAUUAUAUUUCUCGAAGCAUUUGUAAUUCUGAGAUGAGCUAUGGGGGAAUAAUUCCUAACACUUCAUUUUGUGCAGGUGAUGAAGAUGGAAUCUUUGAUACUUGCAGGGGUGAUAGUGGUGGACCGUUAAUGUGCUACUUACCAGAGCAUAAACGAUUUUUUGUAAUGGGAAUUACCAGUUACGGACAUGGCUGUGGUCGAAAAAAUUUUCCUGGUGUCUAUAGUGGGCCAUCCUUCCACAAACAGUGGCUGACACAACACCUCUACCAGAAACAUGCUAAAAACAUAUCUAAUAUAAAUAUUCCACUUGGACAGGUCCUCAUAGCCUUAGGUUCUGCCGUCUUACUAGCAACUACAUAAAGAAAUUCUGAAGACUUUAGUAACUUUGUUUUGCAUCGUGUCCCUUUCCACCAUAUUCUACAUAAUGAAAAUAACUUCUUUUAGCAAUUAAUUGCCCAUUUCAGAGUUCUUAUAUGGGCAUUUUUUAAAAAAUAAAAGGAUUGUGACAUUAGAUAUGUGAUUGUAAA
Molecule: messenger RNA, 1121 nt
Organism: Loxodonta africana (African savanna elephant)
Lineage: Eukaryota; Metazoa; Chordata; Mammalia; Proboscidea; Elephantidae
Gene: TMPRSS12
Product: transmembrane serine protease 12
Exons: 5
Coding region: 1-954 (317 amino acids)
Biological process (GO): proteolysis
Molecular function (GO): serine-type endopeptidase activity
Source: RefSeq, a predicted model, not a curated record